CUCGGCCGCUGAGCGGCGCUGCGUCCCCGCACGGCACGCGCCACCUUCGUUGUUUGUGUCGCAAGAAGAGAUUCCUUUGGAAGGUGCGCGCGGCGGCCGGGCGGCGGCGCUGUGGACUCGCGCUCUCGACGCGCGCGCGCGCGCGCUCCCGUCCGCCCGUUGUUUUCUGAAUCUGAGCGCUCGCCGAGGCUCCGCGGUGUCGGCGGUGCGAGUCGGUCGAGUCCUGGCUGCUGCGGUGGGCUGCUGACGGCGCCCCGAGCGAGCCCGUCCUCCCGCGCGCUCAUCAUCAUCAUCAUCCCCCCCCCCCCUCCUCCUCCUCCUCCUCCUCUUCCUCCUCCUUCUUCUUCUGUGUGUGUGUCUCGCGACCCCUCGCGCUGUGUUUUUCCGAGCGGACUCAUCCUUCAUGUCAGCGGUGAAAGAUGCAGCCGCCGCCGAGAAAGGUAAAGGUGACACAGGAGCUGAAGAACAUACACGUGGAGCAGAUGACGCGUCUCCACCUGAAGCACCAGACGGAGUGUGAGCUGCUGGAGGACAUGAGGACAUACAGUCAGAAGAAGGCAGCCAUCGAGAGGGACUACGCUCAGGCCCUGCAGAAGUUGGCCACCCAGUACCUGAAGAGAGAGUGGCCGGGCGUCAAGGCCGAGGAGCGCGCCGACUACCGGAACGUGUUCGCCGUGUGGAAGGCCUACCUGGAGGGCACGGUGCAGACGACGCAGUCGCGUAUGAACGUGUGCGACGCCUACAGGGGCGACAUCGCGGAGCCCGCCAAGGCCGUGCGCCUCUGCAAGGAGCAGCAGCUGAAGAAGUGCGUGGACCAUCUGAGCCGCGUCCAGGCCGAGCUGCAGGACACCGUGAAGGACCUGGCCAAGUCCAAGAAGAAGUACUUUGAGAUGGAGCAAAUGGCGCAGGCCGUGAGGGAGAAAGCUGACAUCGAGGCCAGGUCCAAGCUCAGUCUCUUCCAGUCCAGGAUCAGUCUGCAGAAAGCCAGCGUGAAGUUAAAAGCCAAGCGGAAUGACUGCAACUCGAAAGCGACUCACGCGCGGAACGACUACCUGCUCACGCUGGCGGCGGCGAACGCUCACCUGGACCGCUACUACCACGUGGACCUGGCCAGCUGCAUCAAGGCGCUGGACGGCAGCGUCUACGAGCACGUGAAAGACUACCUGAUGUCCUUCUGCCGGACGGAGCUUGAGGCUGUCCAGGCGGUCCAGACCACCUUUCAGUUCCUGCUGGAGAAGAGCAGUCGGGUGAUGCAGGACUUCAACCAGCAGCUGUUCCUGCAGGAGAAUCCCAUCUUCCACAAAAGUCAGGCAUUCCAGUUCCAGCCCAUUGACAGUGACUCGAGUUUUAGUACGGUCCAGCAGCUGGUGGACAUUGAGCCGUCGCCAGUCAGUGCGAUGAGAAUGACCCUGGCCCAGAGCCGACAGCUGGAGUCCGAGACGGGCACCACGGAGGAGCACAGCCUGAACAAGGAGGCCCGGAAGUGGGCGACCCGCGUGGCCCGAGAGCACAAGAACAUCAUCCACAACCAGAGGACGCUGGAGGACUGCGAGACGCAGGGGGUGCCGUCCUCGGAGCAGGGCCGCUGCGAGCUGGAGAUGAAGGUGGACGAGGCCAGGGAGAACAUCCGCAAAGCAGAGACGGUGAAGCUGAAGGCGGAGGCGCGGCUGGACCUGCUGCGCCAGGUGGGCGUGUCCGUGGACACCUGGCUAAAGAGCGCCAUGAACCAGGUGAUGGAAGAGCUGGAGAACGAGCGCUGGGCCACUCUGCCCACCCUCACUACCCACGAUCCCUCACUCUCGACCACCGGCGACCUGGACCGCGAUGAGGGGGAGGAGCUUGAGGACAACUUGGAGGUGUUUGACGACUCGAGCUCCAGCCCGUCCGGCACACUGCGCAACUACCCGCUCACCUGCAAGGUGCUCUACUCGUACAAGGCCUCCCAGCCGGACGAACUGACCAUCGAGGAGCAGGAGGUGCUGGAGGUGAUCGAGGACGGGGAUAUGGAGGACUGGGUCAAGGCCAGGAACAAGGCGGGCCACGUGGGCUACGUACCGGAGAAGUACCUGCAGUUCCCAGCAUCGAGUAGCCUGCUGAGCAUGCUGCAGUCUCUGGCCGCCCUAGACACGCGCUCCCACACGUCCAGCAACUCCACGGAGCCCGAACUGGCCUCCGGCAGCACCAACGGGGACGCCAGCAUGACCUUCGUCAAGGCCAUGUACGACUACGAGGGCCAGACGGACGAGGAGCUCUCGUUCCCCGAAGGCGCCAUCAUCCGCAUCCUGCACAAGGACGGCCAGGAGGACGACGGCUUCUGGGAGGGCGAGUUCAACGGCCGCGUGGGGGUCUUCCCUUCCGUGCUCGUCGAGGACCUGGGGGGUUCGGAGAACGGCGAUGCGAGCUGCACUGCAGAAGCGCAGGUGUCCCCGACGCAGCGGCUCCCCUCCUGUGUGCCCCCGCUGCCCCUGUACGAACAGCCCCCCUGCAGCCCGUACCCGAGUCCCGACGGCGCCACGAGGCCACCCCUCCCCCGCUCGCCCUCCCUCAAUGGGGAGCACAAAGGCCUCGCCCACAAUCACGGCAGCGGCCAGAAUGUGGAGUCUCCGGGCUUCUCCCAGCCGCCCCGUUUCCCCGGCGACGGCCCUGGCAAGCUGCGGCCUGUGCGCGCCGCUCCCCCUCCCCCGCAGCAGCACCCCCGCAGGCAGGUGGACAAGGCGGAGGAGGUGGAGAUCACCCUGGUGUAAGAGCGCUGCCUUGGGGGUCACUGACUGAACUGGACCUGGCUCCUGGCUCCUGGCCCCACGCGGCGUGCCGGACAGUGUGUGUGUGGGGUGGGGGGGUGCCCCAUGGAAGCGGAGCACCCUGCCCUCACCCUGGGCCAAACUGCAGCGAGGGAGGGAGGUGCCCCGGCUCUUCUCGGACCGAGUCGCGGACCCGUUUGCGGCGGGGGCCGCCUGGAUCCUCGGCGCCGUGCCGCGGGGCGGGGGGAGGGGGUGUCUCGGGAUCCACCCCGGGGCCCAUCAUACGUAGUCAUAUCAUGCGUGUUUAAUGUGCAUUAGUACAGUACAUUACUGUUACCAUAGGAAUGUUCAUACCCGCAGCGUUGCUCACACGGCGUUACCGCGUUCACCAUGGGGGGGCUGGUCCCCCUCACACACUGCCCUUCCCGGACCCCCCGCCAGGAUCUAGCGGCUCUUUUAUCUCAUAGAUAAGGGGAAAGUGGCAAUUUGAAACGAUGCUCAUUACAAUAUAACACUUUUCAGCUUUUAUUAUGAAGACGUGGGUCUGUAUUACUAAUAUUUAGUCGUCCCGAGGCGUGCGUGCGUGCGUGUGUCCGUCCGUCCGUGCCCCUGCUUUCACUCCUCCCUCACCGUGUCAUUAGCCGACCUCAUGCUUUCAUGUCUCUUUUAUAUAGUCAUCAGUUCAAGUGCAUUAAUUUCCAUGAAAAUGAGGGGUUGGGGGUAGGAGUGGGGGGCAGAACCUGAGCUGAAACCCUAAACCCCCCCCAGCAGAGCCUCUGUUGGACUCCCAACAGAGUGGUUGGGGGGGGGGCGCUCAACUUCACGGAGGAGCCUUAAAACACUUUCUCCUGUGCUACGCAGCCGUACCAUGGUAUGGAACCGCUUUACCACAUUAUGGUGGAGUAGUGUGUGGCUGGAGGCAACCUGGACAUGUGGGUGGGUGGGUGUGUGUGUGGGUGUGGAUGUGGGUGUGUGCGGAGGGCUGGACUGUGCAGGAGAAACUCCUCAAAUGCACACUGGAGCUGCUUGGUCAUCUGAAGCGCAGGAUGCAGGAACACCGUCUGUUUGGACUAAUUCAUAAGCAUCUGUUCAGCUCUUGUGUGUGUGUGUGUGUGUGUGUGUGUGUGUGUGUGUUGCUCAGGUGUCCUCGCAUCUGUGUUGAAGGGUAAUGGUUUACAUUUUUCCUACAGAAACCACACACUCUGACCAGUUACAGCUUCUCUUGCCCUUGGGAACACACAACCCCCCCCCCCCCACACACACACACACACACACACACACACACACACAGUGGAACAAUAUUAGAGUGACAACAUUAGAGAGCAGUGGUGCAAAGUCGUUUCUGCAUUUUAUUGGCUGUAAAAAGUUUGUAUUUAUUGUGUACAAAUGUUAA
Messenger RNA from Scleropages formosus (Asian bonytongue), 4134 nucleotides. It is a transcript of the gene fchsd2, whose product is annotated as FCH and double SH3 domains 2. Gene Ontology annotation, molecular function: protein binding. The record is from RefSeq and is a predicted model, not a curated record. Gene Ontology annotation, cellular component: neuromuscular junction; recycling endosome. Lineage: Eukaryota; Metazoa; Chordata; Actinopteri; Osteoglossiformes; Osteoglossidae. The transcript is spliced from 21 exons. Gene Ontology annotation, biological process: regulation of actin filament polymerization; neuromuscular synaptic transmission. Bases 420 to 2744 code for a protein of 774 amino acids.